This is a messenger RNA of Triplophysa rosa, 612 nucleotides long. Its product is annotated as period circadian protein homolog 1-like. The transcript is spliced from 3 exons. The annotation marks the transcript as partial. Gene Ontology annotation, biological process: negative regulation of transcription by RNA polymerase II; entrainment of circadian clock by photoperiod; circadian regulation of gene expression. Gene Ontology annotation, molecular function: transcription cis-regulatory region binding; transcription corepressor binding. Gene Ontology annotation, cellular component: nucleus; cytoplasm. The record is from RefSeq and is a predicted model, not a curated record. NCBI's taxonomy places the organism in Eukaryota, Metazoa, Chordata, Actinopteri, Cypriniformes, Nemacheilidae.
CGUCUGACCUUGUCCAUGUCAGGUGAGACUGAGUCAAAGCUCUACCUGUACAGGGGCGUGUCCGAAGCAGACGAGCCAGAAUCCCUGUGUGGCUCCAAGUCUCACCUGCACCAUAUGGGCGGGGCCUCGGAGGGCAGCGACAGCAGUCAUGACCCACCCCCUUCUCCGAGACCCCAAACCCAGAUGCAUGAAGAUCUGGAGAUGGGCGGAAACGCCUCCAGUGGAAGCGGCACAGAGUCUCACAGCAACGAAUCGCACAGUAAUGAAUCUCACGGAAACGAGUCUGUGGGCAGUUGCAGCGGAAACGGAAAGGAUUCUGCCGUCAUGGCAUCUUCAGGGAGUAACAAGAGCUCAAACUCUCAAAGCCUGUCCCCUCCCAGCAGUAACGAUGCUUUCAGCCUGAUCAGUUCAGAGCAAGACAACCCGUCCACCAUCGGCUGCAGUAGUGAACAGUCUGCAAAGGAAAAGACCCAGAAAGAGCUUUUCAACAUGCUGAAGGAGCUGAAAUAUCACCUUCCACCCGACAAACGCAACAAGGGCCGGGCAAGCACGCUUCACGCUCUCAGAUACGCCUUACGCUGUGUCAAACAGGUCAAAGGUCAGGAAUGCUGA